AAAAAUAUUUGAUAAACUUUUUUCCUCUUUCUGUCUUGAACGGGGAAAAGAAGGACGAGCUAGAGAGGAUGGCGAUGGAGCUAGAAUGAAAGCCUGUAUCUGGGAAGUAUGUUUCGGAGAAGACAGUUAAAUAUCCUGAGCAAAGAUUUGAUCUGGACCGCAAGACAUUAAAUCUGAAGAACAUCCGAACAAGAAAGAGCGUGGAAAAGUGGCCGGAGUUAAGCGGAAUCCUUCCAAGAGGAGGAAUAUUUGCGCAAUGAGGCGCACGUAGAGGAAAGCCAAAGUUUUGGGGAUACCUCCGUAAAACUGUUUCUGAAGCGCAUCAAGGGCGUUAAAUUCGCUGUAUCCGACGCUGUAUCACUACAUCUGUAUCCUGUCCUUGCUGCCGGAGGGCGAUGGGGGCCGCGCCGGGCUCGGGCUGGGAGGAGGGCGAAUUCGAGUUCAAGUUGGUGUUUGAGGAGGACCCGCCGCAGCGACAGAGUCAGGGGCCAUCCCCGGUGCGCACAGCCGGACUGGAGAGCUCCGUUCCAGGGGAUGAGAGUGAGGGCUCCCUGUUGCACCUGGACUCCCCCAGCAGCAGCAGCCUGGUUACAGACAACCACCUGGCUGCCAGUCAUGCAGGACACACAAUCAGCAUCCCCAGUCUGCCAGCCUCGGCCAAUCAGCGGGCUGGGAUGCAUUCUCCACCUCCAAGAAGGGCCCCUGUCAGGGAGUUCAGCGGGACCUAUGAGAGCCUGCCUGCACGCUCUGUACAGGUGUCAGAGUCUCGUGUGGUCGAGUGUCCUAGCAUCCAGAUAACCACCAUCUCACCUGAAGAUGACCCAGCACCUCCCAUCUCCAGCUACUGGGAAAUGGGCAGUGGUGGUGGGUGGGACCGAGAGCGCCUCUAUCUACCCCUGCUGGACCCUUUUACCUACCGCGACAGAUGCCCUGGCUCCCUCAGCCCCAGUCCUGCAUCCAGCCCCUCCUCCCGUGGCUGGCUCAGCCCUGCCUCCAGCUGUGACUCACUGUUAGUGGAGGAGGAAGAGCUCAACGAGGCCACCAACAGUUCAGGGCUCUCGCCGUCAUCGAGGCCCACCUCUCCUGGUGGUAAAAAGCGCAGAAACUCCCCCCUGGCUUCUCCCUGUACCUCUCGGAGGGGCAGUUACUCAGAGGAACUGCAGGGAUGCAGUCUGGAAGGUGGAGACUCCACCCAUCAAUCACAAACUCUGCCCAACAGCUGUGACAUCAGUAUCCCACAGAAAACCAGGAAGACGUCAUUAGAACAGGUGUCUCCCAGGGAGGCAGAUCAGGAGCAGGCACCAGGCCACAGCACCCCCUGCCCACUGCCAGAGACCCAGCAGACCAGGAGAGAGCCCCCCUCUCUGGGCAUGGACUACCUCUCUGUGCCUCCUACUCUGGCCUGGGGCAGAACACGAGCCAGCGCCCACAGCCCUCUGUUCAGACCUAAUGCUCUACCACCACUGGACUGGCCGCUGCCACCCCAGUUUGACCAGUAUGAGCUGCGCAUUGAGGUGCAGCCCCGUCCACACCACAGAGCCCACUAUGAGACAGAAGGGAGCAGAGGAGCUGUCAAGGCUGCACCGACAGGACAUCCUGUUGUUAAGGUGAAAAACAGAUUCACACAGCACCUGAAAGAUGGAAUCACAUUUUUACAACAAUAUAGAUUUGUCAGAAGAAACAUCCUUUGA
Monopterus albus (swamp eel) is the source of this 1691-nucleotide messenger RNA. Its product is annotated as nuclear factor of activated T-cells, cytoplasmic 4-like. Gene Ontology annotation, biological process: regulation of transcription by RNA polymerase II; calcineurin-NFAT signaling cascade; cytokine production. The record is from RefSeq and is a predicted model, not a curated record. NCBI's taxonomy places the organism in Eukaryota, Metazoa, Chordata, Actinopteri, Synbranchiformes, Synbranchidae. The transcript has 5 exons. Bases 396 to 1691 code for a protein of 431 amino acids. Gene Ontology annotation, cellular component: transcription regulator complex. Gene Ontology annotation, molecular function: transcription factor binding; RNA polymerase II cis-regulatory region sequence-specific DNA binding; DNA-binding transcription factor activity, RNA polymerase II-specific.